AUGGCCAACGAACACAGAAAACUCUUCCCAGAUGAAACAACAACCACAAACCAAACCCAAACACAGGAUUGCUAUGGCUUAUGUGACCCUGCAUGCCCUUACAACUGCUACUCUAACCAAGACUACUUCUUCUCUCCACCGCCACCAUCUAUUUCACACUCGACACAAGUUAACCACAUAUCCUCCUACUUGAUCAUCCUCGUGACACUCUUCACGGUCAUUUUUGUUGUCAUUUCUUUCUACGUGAUCAAAGUGAAGUGCUAUGCUGCAUGGUGCGGGUGGAGGGUCAACGGAUCAGUUCCCUCUCAAUCAGACACCACCACUGAGGAGUUUCUCAAUGAGAACCAAGUUGACCACCCCGUGUGGCUCAUUGCCACGGUGGGGUUGCAACAAUCCGUCAUAAACUCCAUCACGGUGUGCAAGUACAAAAAGAACGAAGGGUUGAUUGAAGGAACCGAGUGUUCGGUGUGUUUGAACGAGUUCCAAGAGGAAGAGGCCUUGAGACUCUUGCCAAAGUGCAACCAUGCUUUUCACAUCCCUUGCAUUGACACUUGGUUGAGAUCACACACCAAUUGUCCUCUUUGUCGCGCCGGUAUUGUCUCUAACAGUGUCACUUCUGAAGCACCCGUGUCGAAUUUGGAGCAAGAGAAUGCAAAUUUGAGAAGAAAUCAAGAGACCCUUACGGAGAAUUCAAGGACCGAAGGUUUGUUAAGCAGCAACAUGGUUGCAGGGGAAUCGAGUGAAGCACUAGAGUUGGUUGAUGAAUCAAAUUCCAAGGAUCCGGUGAAUGAUCGAACUCAGAACCAUCACGUGCUGGAUAUUGAGAUUCAAACAGAAAUGGGAUCUGUUUCAACGACAGAAUCUGAGAGUCAUCAUGUUGGCGAUGAUCAUAAACAUGAUGAAACACACUUGCGCGCUGUUAAUCUACGGAAGCAAGAGAAAGACGGUGAUUACUAUCCAAAAAUGUGUAAAACAAUGCGUCGUUGUUCCUCUAUUGAAGAGUGUUUGCAUCUAAGCCCGGUUUCCAUGAAAAGAUCAUUCUCCUGCAAUGGAAGAUUUCUAACUUCGAGAGGUUGCGUGACAUUAAACUCUAAACUCCAUUCAUCCCUACUAGAAAUUUCAAUCUAUUAG
Molecule: messenger RNA, 1131 nt
Organism: Sphenostylis stenocarpa
Lineage: Eukaryota; Viridiplantae; Streptophyta; Magnoliopsida; Fabales; Fabaceae
Source: the annotation of a GenBank genome assembly